Messenger RNA from Daktulosphaira vitifoliae (grape phylloxera), 1576 nucleotides. RefSeq names its product putative glutathione-specific gamma-glutamylcyclotransferase 2. The record is from RefSeq and is a predicted model, not a curated record. The transcript is spliced from 3 exons. Bases 237 to 884 code for a protein of 215 amino acids. NCBI's taxonomy places the organism in Eukaryota, Metazoa, Arthropoda, Insecta, Hemiptera, Phylloxeridae. Gene Ontology annotation, biological process: glutathione catabolic process. Gene Ontology annotation, molecular function: glutathione specific gamma-glutamylcyclotransferase activity; gamma-glutamylcyclotransferase activity. Gene Ontology annotation, cellular component: cytoplasm.
UCGCCUAUAUUCGCGCACCGCCACCGCCGCCAGCAACGCGCACACGCUUUGUGCCGUACCGUGUUAGCGGUCCGUCGUCGGUCGACUCGACCGUCUGGUAGUCUUGCAUCGGAUCGCGCCAAAUCACCAUCGUCGCGGCCACUGACGCACGCCGCCCUUAUCAUCGACGCUACCUGAUAACGUGUAGCGAGUAAAGCUAAAUACUAUCAGUGGACGGUUCGUCAAUUAUUGUCACCAUGGCCGAUGACCAAGUUACGGAUUAUUGGGUAUUUGGUUAUGGAUCAUUGUGUUGGAAUCCAGGAUUCGAAUUCAAGGAUUCUAUGAUCGGAUACGUCCAGGGUUUUUCGAGAAAGUUUUGGCAGGGUAACAUCGCACACAGAGGAACGAAACAAAAGCCAGGAAGAGUAGCCACUUUAGUUGAAAAUCCUGAGGGUUUCGUUUGGGGCAAAGCGUUCCAUUUACCAGACCAAAAUGCAUUUCAGUAUUUGGAGAUGCGAGAGGUAUACCUGGGCGGCUACGAGGUGCACAAAGUGGACGUACGUUCGGAAGACGGAAGUCGAGUGGUGAACGCCACGGUGUACGUGGCUACGGCCGACAACAGCCAGUGGCUCGGCGAAGCCCCCGUGGACGAGCUGGCCGCGCAGGUGGCCACGUGCUCCGGACCGGCCGGCCACAACGCCGAGUAUGUGAUAUUGCUGGCUCGAUGGGAACGACAGAACGCGCCCGACGACCGACUGGACAGCGAGCUCGCCGAACUGGAGACGCUGGUCAUUUGCAGGCUGACCGCGGCCGGCAUCGACCCCGACAAAGUGCUCACCACCAACAAACGCGUGUCGUUCUCGUCCAUGGUGCCGGAAAAGAAAUUAAGGUGUCUCAACAUUUGAUUGGACAGCUGUUCCAUUCGUCUAGUCGUAGUUUCGCCGUGCGACACUCGGUCUGGACGAUCUGAAUUCACCGCCGUCGGUAUUUGUUCUAGUCGAUGUUAUGAUGACGUCCUCAUUGAAUUAUUUGAUUCAUUUUUUUAUACAUUAUUUCUAUUGAAAUAUAUUUAUGUGAUAAUAAUUAAUGUAAAUUAAGAGAGAACAAUUAUUCUUCAUUGUCGUUUAUGAAUAGGGAUCUUCAAACGGCAGACCAUUUUGCGUAUUAUCUUCCCCCCAAUUAUGACAAUAUUUUAUGAUAGCGUUUUUAUGACGUCAAAUCAAACCAACUUUUUUUUACUAUAAGAAUCUCAACCAACUGUUUAACAUCUAUUUAUUUACGCCUUUUUUUUUUAUUUUUUUCUACAAAUAUAGAAUUUUUUAUACGUCGCUUAGUAAACGUCAACUGCCGAAGUUUGGUUUAUCAAUAAUUUAUUUUUCGAUUACCAUAAAAAGUUAACGGCACUGCCAAAAAUAAAAUUCGAGCGAUUCAACACCAAUUAUCGCCAAGUAUAUUUAUAUUAGAUAGUUAAUAUUACAUAUUUCAUUAUAGUAGUUGUAUUUCUGUAUAUAAAAUAUAUUUUAAUUCAUUCGUUGUAAACUUGACCAGGGUAACUGAUAAUCAUAUAAUGUAUUAUAAAUAAAUGAUAUAGAUUUGA